UAAUGAAGAAGAUAUCUAGCUUUUUCAUUUUGAAAAAUUCUGCGUUGUGGAAAUGAAAUUCUGUAUUAUUUUCAUUUACUUUAGAAAAGUUUCGUUGUGAAUUCCUGAUCGGAUACUUUUAUCGUCAUUCGUGAGCAAGAACUGUGACACGAGAACGAAAGACCCAAACAAGAUUCUUGACCAUGAAGAUGAGAAACUGUCACUUGUAGUAUUGUGCACACGUUACCUUCCUGCCUGGUGUUAUUUUUUUUUUAUUUUUGAGCUGUUUUGGAGAACGUGAGAGGUUCAAGUGAAGACAAUCAUGUAGGCAGGAAUGAGUUGACGGAACAUUGAUUCUCGCUUUCAAACCGGUGAUUUCAUUUUUUUAUAUUGCUGUAUUUCUCCAUCUCACAAGUUGACACGCCCGGUGAUGUUGUCGGAUAUUUUUCUUUUUUUCCGCACAACUGUGUUUUAGACGUCGUCGACUUCAUCAUCAUUAUUAUCAUCAAUCAAUCUGCUUGCUCAAGUUCUUCACCUGGAGAACAAGUACUUCGCUUUUCUUCAGCCCAUUGGAAGCGUCGAAAAACAUUCUGCAUUUUUGACUCGACUCAUUCUAUUCUUACCAAGUAUUAUACUUACACUUUUAACGAAUUGAGUCUUACAGGCAAAUGUAACUUAAAACGUUGGUCAUUUUUGACACCGUGUUUUCUUUAUUAUCAUUGUUCCAUGCAGCAGAUACACACCCGAGUGAAAAGCUCUGUGAUAUUUAGUAUAUAACAUUUUUCUGGUAUACACACCAACGUGUGUACAAAUUGCGAGCUGUUUAUAUAAGAAUUUAUGUGUUUUCAAUCCCGUGCCGGUGAGUCCGUGAUCGCAUCGUGGACAUAUUUUUGCUACGUCUCAGUGCCAAAGUGUUCUGACAGUUUAGAUGUCAGUGUGAGUAAGUUGUUUUAAGUGUGUAUGAAUCAAGUCUUCAAAAAGGAAAAAUAUUGCGUGACAGAGAUCAAGAUUCUCAUCACCAUCCAAACCCGUCUGGAAAGAGGUUCAGCUGUUUAGUAUCCUCCUCCAAUCGACCAAAAGCUCCGUUGACGUCACAGCGGGCAGCACACAAGGUCAGAAAAUAGUUUUACAGUACCACCACCAUUCCAAGCAAGCCGCAGACAUGAUGGAAAAUAUCCUCAAGUCGUCUUCGGACCAGAUUGAUACGUCAUCGCUCUGCAGCCAAUCCGAUCGCUCCUCGCCCGUCACGGAAGCAGAGUUCGACGGGGAGACAGUCCUGUGUCGUGUCUGUGGGGACCGAGCCAGUGGCUUCCACUACGGCGUGCAUGCAUGUGAGGGAUGUAAGGGUUUCUUCCGUCGUUCCAUCCAGCAAAAGAUUCAGUACAGGCCUUGCCUUAAGAAUCAACAAUGCAACAUACAGAGAGUCAACCGAAACAGAUGUCAGUAUUGUCGUCUCAAAAAGUGCAUAUCUGUCGGCAUGUCACGAGAUGCUGUGCGCUUUGGUCGGGUGCCAAAGAAAGAAAAGGCGAGAAUCUUUGAACAGAUGCAGAAGAAAAACCUUGCAUCUCAGACAAGUGAGCUCAACAGUCUGCUGGCCAAUGACCUUGAUGUCGUUCAUGCAGUGGUGACGUCGCACAGACACACUUGUGAUAUCACGCAAUUCCGCGCUCAUCAGAUGCGGGAUCUGGCCAUGCACAACCAGGAGUAUGUCACUUGCCCGGCAAAUAUGGCAUGUCCGCUGAACAAUGAAAUUGGGAUGGACACCAAUGCCAACCGGCACGACUUGACGGACUUUUCAGAGAGCUUCACACCAGCCAUCAAGUCUGUGGUGGACUUUGCCAAGGGCAUCCCUGGUUUCAUCCUUCUCAACCAGGAUGACCAGGUCACCUUGCUCAAGGCCGGUACAUUUGAGGUGCUCUUAGUGCGUCUGGCUUGUCUGUUUGACCCGACGUCCAACACCAUGAUGUUCACGGGGGGCAAGUUGUACAAGAGACAGCCCUCCACCAUGACGACCAAUGCAGGUUUCCUGCUGGAUUCUAUGUUUGACUUUGCUGAACGCUUCAACAAGUUGUGUCUUAUUGAUGACGAAAUUGCUCUCUUCUCAGCUGUAGUUCUCAUGUCUCCAGAUCGGCCUGGCCUGCGUAAUGUCGAGCAAGUGGAGAGAAUCCAGAUCAAAUUGUCGGAGGCGCUGCAGAACAUUAUCAACAUGAACCACAAGGAGGAUGGCACGCUCUUUGCAAAACUGCUCAUGAAGACCACAGACCUGCGCACCCUGAACACACUGCACUCUGAGAAAUCCAUUGCGGGCCAGAGAUCCAAUCAUGAGAAACGCGAACGACAGAACACAGAUGACUCAGAUAUGGACUUCCAGGAGUCCCUCAGCACCAGGUCUGGCCGUUCAUCACCGACACUAUCGGAGACAUCUAACAUGACAAUGACCUCAGGCUACAGCGGUGAGACAGAAAACAGUAACCUUGUGGUGGGACAGAGGAUGCCUUUGGAGGCUUCCAGUCAUCAGCAGUUGCCUGUUCCACCGCAGGUUGUGCUUCGCACACCGUAUGGUACCUUUUUCCGUGAGGAAGUCUCAGGCUUUUAUGGCUUGAUGGCUGACCAGCCUCGGCGUAGAUGUAACACACUGGAUCGUGACACACUGACUCGGCCUAGGCUACACACCAUAGAGGAGGGCAAUCGAAGACGCUACACUCUUGAUAGGGACUAUAUCAACAAAAUGGUGAACAGAUUAAGUGAUCGCCUUGAGACCCGGAAUGCUGUCCGAGGAGACUCUGUUCCUCCUUCAAUGUCCAAUUCUGCGGCAAGCUCUCCAAUCCAGGAGGAAGGAAACAGCAUGUACAACGUCCCUCACUCGGCGGCGUUCACUCCCAUCACAGUCCCAGAGGGCGCUGUUGGCCAUGCGACAGCUUCGGUGGCUCACACCAGUUCCCUGGCUGCUCCUGAGACCGUGCUGGCAGCGGCAGCAACUGCAGCAAGAAGUGGCUCGUCUCCUACUUCGCCAAAGUCAAGGUCCCGGUCUGGCUCAUUCACUCAAGAGGACUACAUCAACAUGCGGCCGCGUUGCUACAGUUUCCACUUGAACAGCGAGGGCAGAGCGGCCAGGAUGUCCUUGCAGCACCGGAUGCUGGCUGAGAGAGGAGAUGAGCGUGACCAAAUGUCUUCAGACAGUGGACAGUUCAUGUCGCCUGAGAUGCGCCGUGGCAGCGUGGGUGCUGCCUAUGGUCUUCAUAGCCGCAAGCAGUCUCUGUUGGUUGACCGGCCGCUGUCUUACAUCAACCGGAGCGCGACAGAGAUGGACAAACGGUCUGGAAAUUUGCCAGGACAUGGACUUCCUGUCAUGAAGCACAUCAUGCCUGAUGGCUCCAUCUAUGGCAUGCAACUGACCCCUGAGAUGGCAGCCCAGCACCCAGCCCUGUGGCACCAGCAGGCUGCUUUGGCCAUGGGGAUGACCCCACCCAUGUCUAUGCCACUUUUGCAGCAGAGACCAAGAGAUGAGCAUACCCGACCCCUGGACUCAAGACCUCGGGAGAGAGAGGUGGCCAAAACUCACAACUGUGAUGCUAUGCGUGAUGGGCUACAGAGAGACAUAAGUCAUAAUCCAGGCUUUAGGAAGUAUCCUACGGGGGCUGAGGAAAGUGGAUUCAAGGCAGUGUCUGAAUCAAAAGAAGGGCUUGUGUCUAAAUCAACAUCGAGGGCAACAACAGAUACUCUGGAAGGCAGUGAGAGCAAGGAGAGGGCUGACAGAGGAAGCCUUCCUCUUAACCCUCCAACUCUUACCGUCCCCCCUAGUGGUCCCACUGAGUCACUUGACCAGCCCCUGGUCUCUGCCUCCCGACUGGCCGAUUCUCCAGUCCCUGUUGCCAUGAACACCAUGACCUCAAGCAGCCCUGUGUCUACAGAGGCACUGGCCCCAGGUCCCAGCUCGAAGACCAACUCAGAACGAGGUUCACCUGUUCAUGAUGAGUCUGCUAUGGAGAGUUUUGGGCACAAGAAGUUUGACAAGUUCCGGAAAGAAAAAGUGCCAGAAACAUCAAACAGCAGUGGAGCUGAAGAUACCGGGGUCUCUGUGAAGGAGGAGAAGAUGGAGGAGGAUGAGAUGGCUGAGGAUGGGAUGGGUGACCAUGAUGGAGGUCAGGAUUCAGAGGAUGGUGAUCUCAAAGUUGACAUCUGUGAUGUAAAAGAAGAGCAGAGGUCCCCGUUGGCUGAUAGGGCGAGUCCGACUAGUUCCAACGGCUCAGUGCCAUCACCCAGUGGAGGUGAACGGCCUAAACUGUCGGCCAAAGAGGCGCAUCCAAACCUUUUAGCACAUCUCAUGAAUGGAGGAAGUAAAAAUGGGAGCAGCGUGAAAAAACUGGCCCCCCAGUCCAUUGGUCAGUUGUCGGCUGGCACAUCUCCGUCCACUGCUGCAACUAUGGCCGCUGUGGGGCUCCCUCUGGGACUACCCUGGGCUAUCAAUGGACAAGGAGCAUCCAGUGGGUGUCCAUUCAAGUCUCAAGUGCAGCAGCAGCAGCAGCAGCAACAACAACAACAGCAGCAUCCGAUACUCAAGCAUCAUAUGUUUGGCUCACAGCCAUCAUCAGCAUCGUCAUCACCUCCCUUGCCGUCUGCCUCUGCUCGACCCAUGCACCCUCACCCCAGCGUGGGGUCACAGGGCCAGGUCAUGACCCCUGACCUUGGGGGAUCAAGUCACUCUAGUCAUCAUACAGUUUCCAGUCGUAUGGCUGCAAGCAAUAGCGAAGCAGUUGGUGCAGCUGACCAAAACUUUACAAACUCCAAAGAGGAAUUCCAUGCAGUCACCGUGUCUCACCUCAAAGACAAACUCUUGAGGAAAUUUGACAGCAUGGAGAACCUGCAUAAGAUCGCCAAAGAGUCUCCGGUUUCGGACCCAGGCUGCUGGUCUCCCCCUCAUGCUUCUGCCUCUGCAACAUCAACAGUGUUGGGCGCAUCCAACAACACCACUGAACUGAAUAAAGAGUUAGCCACCAAACUAACGCUGUCAUCGUCAGUGGCAGGAGUGACAACAAUGUCUGUUGUGUCACCUGGCAUUUCAUCCUCCAUGCCAUCAUCCUCUGCCACAUCAUCAUUGCGAUGCUCAGAAUCAACAUCGGCAUUCAGCAAAGGGCCAGUCCCUAUUGUUUCUCCCUCAUCCUCCUCUUCCGUGCUUCACAGCUCCAACCCUCCCCACUCCUCCCCCUCCUCCUCCUCCACUUCAACUGCUGGCCUACCUUCCCACUCCUUCGUGUCCCGUGGCCUCCCGCAUCCCGCCAUGUCCCACAUGCUGCUCUCACAGAGCCUUCAUACGUCGUCCCUCCCCAUGUACCAUUCCAUGCUGACCAGCCAGCAUGGAGCCCUACAAGGGGCGAUGACCUUGAACCCCAACCAAGCCCCUGGCCCCACCCCAGGCUCAGGACUGCCCCCUCUAGCCAACAUGCAGCACCUGGCUCAGAUGUUUGCUCGUGCUCAUGCUAUCACUGGAGACAAGGCCGACAGGAGGAUGGAAGUCGGAGCCCCACUUAAUUUGACAUCCCGAAUGGAGGAGGGUUCAUCAUCACCUUCUCACACUUCCCAAGCAUUGGCAUAGACAUGAGGUCGGGAGAAGCAUGAUGCUUAUAAUGGUUGUUGCAGUUGAAACAAACUCUGCUGCCAGUGAGAGAUACACAUGUCUGUCUGUGGACAGAAUAUAUGGGAAUGUGAAAAAUCUUUUUGUGGUGUUUUGGAACUGUGGGAGAACCAUGAGCAAGCAAAAUGCAUCUUGGGGUAAUAAUUGUAUAGGCUAAGGACAAGUUGAGAGGGGAAGCAUGCCUGGUUGUCCAGAUAUUUUGGAUAUAGAAAAAUGUUCUAUGUUUGACAAACAGGAGGAACAGAAGCUGAGAGAUCUGCUCAGUUGACCCCUUUGUUUAGGGACAAAAAAGAAGUGCAUCCAUUGAUAUGCCUACUACAUGAACUUGUUCUGUGGCAUCCAAAAACUUAUUUGAAUCCUAUUCCUUAUAAUUGAGGGAUGUUCAGUUUCAAGCUGUGUUUUGAAGCAGAAACACUGACUUCAUAAGUUAUACCUUUUUGAUUAAGUUUUUGGUUGAUUUGUGUGAUGGGUACUGAUUUUGACUCAUUUUGAUGAGGAGGAGUGUAUUGUGUAGAAGAAUAAUGUGAGCUGUCGUGUGUGUGUGUGUGAGAGAGAGAGAGAGAGAGAGAGAGAGAGAGAGAGAGAGACAGACUGACAGACAGACAGACAGACAGACAGACAGAGAGAGACUGAGAUAGAGAGAGAAGAGAGAGACGGAGAGAAAAUGGAGGAGGAUUCAAAGGUCAAGUGACUGACCAUUCAGCAAAUUUUUAUCAGGCCUUUAGCCUUUUUUCUGUACAUAUAUUUAUUUGUAUGUUGCAUAUACGUUAAUAAGAUCCUGCAUGAUGUAGAUGCAAAGUCUCUUUCUUGGUAUGAGAUAAAUGUUGGAACUCGGAGCACUGAUAUGUUGUGUGUGUUUGUGUGUGCGUAUGCCUUGUGGUCCUUUCCACGAGUGAGAACCCGAUGGUGGUCAGGUGCCAUGAAGCAUCAAGGCAGCGCACACCCAAAAAAUGAGGGUAUCAAUUUGUCACUAAGAAGUCCCAAACAUACAAUAAUGUCAUAGUCUGAUUUUUCCAUGGGAUAAGUUACUAGAAUAUUAGGAAUACAAUUGGAGUAAUUUGAUAAUGAUCUCAUUCAUUGUAACUGUCUUUGUUUCUGAAAAGAAUCAAAUGGUAAUUCCAUGUUGUUUCAGGAUCUGAAUACCAACAGUAUCUUGUAUGUGACUUCAUGCUCUGUAUAUUGCCGUUAGGUAGUCUUGCAACGCUUUCCACUUUCAAACUUCUUUUUUAGUUAUCCAAUAUUGAUUCAAAUGAUUUAAAUUCGGAACUCUUGUACUUUUUAUCAGUAUCUAUUGUUUUGUUGUGACUUCAAUAAAGUAUACCAAUUGGAAAUACCACAGACACGAAAGCUCAACACUUCAAGUCAACAGACACGACCUGUUUAGUUUCACUUGAAGAGAAAAAAAAGGCUUUCCUUUUCUUCCUCAAAGCCUGUUCAUCUUCAAGCAAAGCAGCUACAGAGAACGUGAAUGAAAGUAAAUUGCAUCUAUUAUCGAAACCUUUUGGAUCGACAACCGUCCGUUCAGCAAGCUAAAAAUCACUGUCCUUUUGUCACAUGAUAUAAUGUUGGAGCUUUCUUUAGCAUUCUUGUUAGUACCUACUGUUUUACAAUGCCCCUUGUUUCAUCACUUUCAACCUUCGAAAAUAAUAUAUGUGCUCCUCUGCUAAGGUCGGCAGCAAAGACAUCACGCCUGCUACAUGACUUUUCAGUCUUCAUGUUUUGCUUCUCUGUUGUGGGUUGACGACCAGAGAAUAUCUAAUCAUCGUUUCUUUUUUCCUUCUCUGCUAAGGUUGGCAGCAAAUCAAUUCAGAUCUGUGCUGUUGUUGUUUUCUGGUGAUAUUAAAGGGUGCUUUUUGUUGAGAGCACAAAGUUUUAGUCUUAUGCGUGGGACGAUUAUUGAUCUUUUCCUUUUGGGUCAAAGGGAAGAGAAAUUUGGUUCCUAUUGACUGUUAAGAAAAUUAUUUAUUUUCAAGUCUACCGUUUUUUCAUAUGUCAUUUUAAUUUUCUUGCGUAAAAUUAGGUAAUACUUUUAUAAUGUUCUACUUGAGUAGGCUUACCAGUAUAGUUCUUAUGGCAUCUUUAUUGCUGUUUUAAUCAACUGUACGACUUGCAGCUGCCCAAAUGAAGCCCCUUUCAGUGUGGGGGGGAUGACAACCUAAAAAGGGUUAUGUUAUUGAGGCAGGUACGGAUGGUUUGCUUGGAACAAAAGAAAAAAACAAUAAAGCGUUACACUAUGGCAUGAAGUAUGUGUAUUGAAAUAAAUUAUGAUUUGCUUUGUUUUAUACUGUAAUGGAUGCUAUGAAUGUUUAUGUGGAUGUUAUUAUAAAUCAAAUGUCUGCAAUGAUAAUGUAAAAGCUGUCUAAAUGAAUAUUCUUUCAGUUUGAAUAUUCCUUUUGACAUGUUUUUACAGCUUUAUUCUCAAAAAGCUGCCCCUCUUUUUGAUAUAUUGCAGAUCAUUUUUGCAUCUGUAUGUGUGCGUUUAUGUUUAGAUCAUAAAGAAAGAGAGAAGUGAGCCGAGAUACUGUGUUGUAGAUGAAAAAAGAAGUGUGUCUGGAGAGUAAUCAGUAAAUGGGGAUGUGGGAAUAUAUAAAUGAAAACAUUGCAGUGUUUGUAUAUAUAUAUGUUGUAAUGCUAAUUAACUUACAAGAGAUGAUUUGUUUCUAUGUGCACCUUUUGUUCUUGUGCAAUGGUGACAUAUGUGCACAUCGUGAUGAAGAAUGAGUGUUCGAAAUGACCUUGUAAAUUAUGAAUGUAAUAUAUUUCUCUUAACAUGCAUGUGUAUUUGUCUGUACAUGUGUGUGUGUGUGUGUGUGUGUGUGUGUGUGUAAGGGAGAGAGAGAGAGGGAGGGGGGGAAGGGAGAGAGAGAAGCAGGUUUAGUGUGAAAGAGAGAAUGAUGUACAAAUCUAUAUGAAAAAAUUGUUGAGUUAUGCACAGAAAAACAGAAUAUUUUGGUAUUUCCUGCAAGAGUUUGUUGGUGAAGAGCUGGCUGGCCUCCUGUAAUGUAUUCUUAGAGUGAAAGUGAAUCAGACAGAGAUCAAUAUGUAACAAACUGUUACAGAUGUAUGUACUUUAUGGAUGCCAUGACCAAAAGAUUAUCACUGGAAUGAACUGAUUCCACAUCA
Molecule: messenger RNA, 8734 nt
Organism: Aplysia californica (California sea hare)
Lineage: Eukaryota; Metazoa; Mollusca; Gastropoda; Aplysiida; Aplysiidae
Product: mucin-12
Exons: 17
Coding region: 1142-5572 (1476 amino acids)
Biological process (GO): positive regulation of transcription by RNA polymerase II; cell differentiation; hormone-mediated signaling pathway
Molecular function (GO): zinc ion binding; nuclear receptor activity; RNA polymerase II cis-regulatory region sequence-specific DNA binding
Source: RefSeq, a predicted model, not a curated record